Tricharina praecox is the source of this 506-nucleotide messenger RNA. RefSeq lists its product as uncharacterized. The transcript has a single exon. The coding region runs from base 15 to 470 and encodes 151 amino acids. The record is from RefSeq and is a predicted model, not a curated record. NCBI's taxonomy places the organism in Eukaryota, Fungi, Ascomycota, Pezizomycetes, Pezizales, Pyronemataceae.
GGGGAAACAAAGCGAUGGCUGGGAAGAGACGAAAUGUUUGGGCACACCACACACACCGUGUGCACACGCAUACACACACAGAGAGAGAACGAGCACACACACACGGGGAAAGAAAGAAAGAGCAGCAACACGGCUCUUGCUCCCCCGCUCCACACACCCACUCUGGACUUCCAGACCCCACGGGACGAUGGAUGGAAUGGAUGGAUGGAUGGAUGGAGGAGGGAUGUCGUAUCACCUCCACCACCACCAGCAUCAAGCCUUUUUCCUUCCGUGUCGAUGGGUUUGGCUGGUUUGGCUGGGUCGGCGUGGGUUGGGGUUGUUCUGGGCUGGGCGAAUCUACCCACCAGUUGGACCCGCAUGUUCACAUCUUCACCGCACAGCGGGAACAGGCAAUCGCAACAGGACUACAUUCUAUUGCAGUUGCAGUUGCAGUUGCAGCAGUUGCAUUUGGGGUUGCAUUCGGGGUGUAGCUGGGGCAGUAGCUGGGGUUGGGGUUGCAGCUGGGG